Messenger RNA from Chinchilla lanigera (long-tailed chinchilla), 4143 nucleotides. RefSeq names its product solute carrier family 4 (anion exchanger), member 3 (gene Slc4a3). Gene Ontology annotation, biological process: transmembrane transport; regulation of intracellular pH; monoatomic anion transport. Bases 854 to 3943 code for a protein of 1029 amino acids. The transcript has 18 exons. Gene Ontology annotation, cellular component: plasma membrane. The record is from RefSeq and is a predicted model, not a curated record. Gene Ontology annotation, molecular function: solute:inorganic anion antiporter activity; monoatomic anion transmembrane transporter activity. Lineage: Eukaryota; Metazoa; Chordata; Mammalia; Rodentia; Chinchillidae.
GGCCCGCUCCCUCAGGCUUCCAGCCUGCCAGGGAUCUCGAAGAGGCCUGUGCUGUCCUCCAUCCGGGGCUCCGUUCCUCCGUAGUAUUCCUGUCGUGCUUGGCUGUGGCCAGUGACAGGGAGCUCACUAUCUCACCGUGCCACCUCUCAUUGCCAGAGCCAAGAUUUCCCUUCGUGACAUUGCUUCCCUUUGCCUGAUUCUGUCCCCUGAGUCACCCCUGGAAGAAGGCAGCCCUCUCUCCUGCGUGGUGUUGGAGGGCAUCAUGUCCUCCUCUCCUGACUCUUUUUAUCCCCUAGCUCUUUACUUCCCUCCAGCCAGCCCCCGGAGGCUGAGCCUCCUGCCAGCCCCCUGCUUCGCCCUGUGCCAGGCCUUCCUCCCUCCUGGCCCACCACCCUUGGCCGGGCCUGGCCGUGAUCUCGGCACAUUCCUUCCAUCUUAUCAGUGCCCUGGCUUCAGUGCCACCUGUCAUCACCCACAGGGCUCUGUGCCCAGGCCAGGGGCAUCACUGGUUCCGCCCUCCUCCUCCUCAGAACCGCAGGGUGUGGGCAGGGGGUGGGGAGGGUAGGGCUUUGAGCUCAGUACGUCAUGGAAAGUUGCCAGGGCCUGAGGACAGGGACAGGAACAAUCCGAUGGCAGUGGUAGCGGCGGCAACAGUGGCAGUGGGUUGGGGAGGGUCACGCAGAGGGUGUGUUUACCCACCCAGGGUUGGGGCUGGACGCAGCAGGCUUGGGGACUUGAGCAGUUGGAGUCAGCAGGCUGCGCCAUCUCCAGCCCUUCUUGGACAGAGACCGCUGCUGGCCAGGCUCCCUCCUCUGGGGAGAACUGGGGUUCUGGGAGGGAACAUGGGGCAACGAUGAGCCUGCCGGACAAGGACAUGGAGCCCAAUGGGGCACUGAACUCUGGGCUCGGGGACAUCGAGGGCCAGAGCCCUGGGAGGUGUCCAGCCUCUGGCCCUUGCGACUCACUGGCCUCAGAGGAUUUAGAGAUGUUUGUGCUGGAUUUUGAGGACUAUGGCCUGUGGGAGCCCACCAGAGGCCAGCCGAGCCCCACAGCAGGGGCAGCUGCUCGUCACCGGCUGGAGGACAACCCGGGUGUGCGGCGGCACCUCGUGAAGAAGCCGUCUCGGACUCAGGGUGGGAGGGGCAGCCCCAGUGGCCUGGCCCCCAUCCUGCGCAGGAAGAAGAAGAAGAAGAAGCUGGACCGGAGGCCUCAUGAGGUGUUUGUGGAGCUGAACGAGCUGAUGCUGGACCGAAGCCAGGAGCCCCACUGGCGGGAGACAGCACGCUGGAUCAAGUUUGAAGAGGAUGUGGAGGAGGAGACGGAGCGCUGGGGGAAGCCCCACGUUGCCUCACUUUCCUUCCGCAGCCUCCUGGAGCUCAGGAGGACCAUCGCCCAGGGAGCGGCCCUCCUGGACCUGGAGCAAACCACCCUGCCGGGCAUUGCACACCUUGUGGUGGAGACCAUGAUUGUGUCAGACCAGAUCCGGCCAGAAGACAGGGCCAGUGUGCUGCGUACCCUGCUCCUGAAGCACAGCCAUCCCAAUGAUGACAAGGACAGUGGCUUCUUCCCCCGGAACCCGUCGAGCUCCAGCAUGAACUCAGUCCUGGGGAAUCAUCACCCAACCCCUAGCCAUGGGCCUGAUGGUGCGGUGCCGACGAUAGCUGAUGACUUGGGGGAGCCAGCCCCGCUCUGGCCACAUGACCCUGAUGCCAAGGAGAAGCCCCUCCACAUGCCUGGGGGAGACGGUCACCGGGGGAAGAGCCUGAAGCUGCUGGAGAAGAUCCCUGAAGAUGCUGAGGCCACGGUCGUGCUUGUGGGCUGUGUGCCAUUCUUGGAGCAGCCAGCGGCAGCUUUUGUGCGACUGAGCGAGGCUGUGCUCUUGGAGUCUGUGCUUGAAGUCCCAGUCCCUGUCCGCUUCCUCUUUGUGAUGCUGGGGCCCACCCACACCAGUACGGACUAUCACGAGCUUGGGCGCUCCAUUGCCACCCUCAUGUCAGACAAGCUGUUUCAUGAGGCUGCGUACCAGGCAGAUGACCGGCAGGACCUUUUGAGUGCCAUCAGCGAGUUCCUGGAUGGCAGCAUUGUGAUCCCUCCAUCGGAGGUGGAAGGCCGUGACCUGCUGCGAUCUGUAGCUGCCUUCCAGCGCGAGCUGCUGAAGAAGCGACGGGAGCGCGAGCAGACCAAAGUCGAGAUGACCACCCGGGGAGGCUAUGUGGCCCCUGGGAAAGAGCUAUCUUUGGAGUUGGGGGGCUCUGAGGCAGUCCCUGAAGAUGACCCCCUGCUGCGGACGGGCUCGGUGUUUGGGGGGCUUGUCCGGGACGUGAAGCGCCGGUACCCGCACUACCCCAGUGACCUGCGGGAUGCCCUGCACUCGCAGUGCGUGGCCGCUGUGCUCUUCAUCUACUUCGCAGCCCUCAGCCCUGCCAUCACCUUCGGGGGGCUGCUAGGAGAGAAGACGGAGGGACUGAUGGGCGUGUCUGAGCUGAUCGUGUCCACGGCUGUGCUUGGCAUCCUCUUCUCUCUGCUGGGGGCCCAGCCGCUGCUCGUGGUCGGCUUCUCUGGACCACUGCUCGUCUUUGAAGAAGCCUUCUUCAAGUUCUGCCAAUCCCAGGAGCUGGAGUACCUCACUGGCCGCGUGUGGGUUGGCCUCUGGCUGGUGGUGUUUGUCCUUGCCCUGGUGGCGGCUGAAGGCAGCUUCUUGGUCCGCUAUAUCUCGCCUUUCACCCAGGAGAUUUUUGCCUUCCUCAUCUCGCUCAUUUUCAUCUACGAGACCUUCCAUAAGCUCUACAAGGUGUUCACAGAGCACCCAUUGCUGCCAUUCUACCCUCCUGAGGGGGCCCCGGAUGCUGGCCAGGAGCUGAACAGCAGUGCCCCGCCCCCCACUGAUGGAUCACCUGGCCCCAAGAACCAGCCCAACACGGCUCUGCUGUCCCUCAUCCUCAUGCUGGGGACCUUCCUCAUUGCCUUCUUCCUGCGCAAGUUCAGGAACAGCCGCUUCCUGGGCGGCAAAGCUCGCCGCCUCAUCGGGGAUUUUGGGAUCCCCAUCUCCAUCCUGGUGAUGGUCCUGGUGGACUACUCCAUUACAGACACCUACACCCAGAAGCUGACAGUGCCCACAGGGCUCUCGGUGACCUCUCCCCACAAGCGCACAUGGUUCAUCCCACCUCUGGGCAGUGCCCGUCCUUUCCCGCCCUGGAUGAUGGUGGCAGCGGCUGUCCCCGCCCUCCUGGUCCUCAUCCUGAUAUUCAUGGAGACACAGAUCACGGCGCUCAUUGUCAGCCAGAAAGCCAGAAGGCUGCUCAAGGGUUCCGGCUUCCACCUCGACCUGCUGCUCAUCGGCUCGCUGGGAGGCCUCUGUGGGCUCUUUGGGUUGCCCUGGCUCACAGCUGCCACUGUCCGCUCUGUCACCCACGUCAAUGCGCUGACGGUCAUGCGCACUGCCAUCGCUCCUGGUGACAAGCCCCAGAUCCAGGAGGUGCGGGAGCAGAGGGUCACCGGGGUGCUCAUCGCCAGCCUUGUGGGCCUGUCCAUCGUCAUGGGGGCUGUGCUGCGCCGGAUCCCAUUGGCUGUGCUCUUUGGGAUCUUCCUGUACAUGGGGGUCACGUCACUGUCUGGUAUCCAGUUGUCCCAGCGUCUGUUGCUCAUCCUCAUGCCGGCAAAACACCAUCCUGAACAGCCCUAUGUGACCAAGGUGAAGACGUGGCGGAUGCACCUGUUCACCUGCAUUCAGCUGGGCUGCAUCGCACUGCUUUGGGUGGUCAAAUCCACAGCGGCCUCUCUCGCCUUUCCCUUCCUGCUGCUGCUCACGGUGCCUCUGAGGCGGUGCCUUCUGCCCAGGCUCUUCCAGGACAGGGAGUUGCAGGCGCUGGACUCAGAAGAUGCGGAACCAAACUUUGAUGAGGAUGGCCAGGAUGAGUACAACGAGCUGCACAUGCCCGUGUGACCCUCAAGGAUGGUACCCCUCAGAGACCCACACCAGGGCCCCAGGCAGAGCCCUGUGCCAGGGCAAGGGCACUCUUCACCAUGUGCCCAGAGCCACUGCUGAUGCCAGGCCAGAGUGACCUCUCUGACUUUGGCCUGGGGCCUUUCACAGACUACACCGGCACAGGCUUUGAGCUUAUUAUAACCACACUCCUUGUCUUG